AUGGCAAAAACUUAUGUGAAACCUAAGGAGAUCACAGAGUUGGUCAACACACCAUCAUGGAUGGACAAAGGUCUGGGCUCUCAGAAUGAGAUGAAAGAGGAGGAGAGAAGACCAGCUGCUUAUGGGAUGCUUGGCAGCUUAGCUGAAGAGCAUGAGAGUAUUGAGGAGGAAGAUGAUGAAGAAGAAGAUGAGGAGAAGCCUAGGAGAAGGGGUCCCAAGAAAAAGAAGAUGACAAAAGCUCGCCUUGAGAGAUUCAGGGCUCGAAGAGUCAAGGCCAAUGCUAGAGAACGGACCCGGAUGCAUGGCCUGAAUGAUGCCCUGGACAACCUGAGGAGAGUCAUGCCAUGUUACUCUAAGACCCAAAAGCUCUCCAAGAUAGAGACUCUUAGACUGGCCAGGAACUAUAUUUGGGCUUUGUCUGAGGUCCUGGAAACUGGACAGACACCUGAAGGGAAGGGCUUUGUAGAGAUGCUCUGUAAAGGGCUCUCUCAGCCCACAAGCAACCUGGUGGCUGGAUGCCUCCAACUUGGCCCUCAGUCUGUCCUCCUGGAGAAGCAUGAGGAGAAAUCUCCUAUUUGUGACUCUGCCAUCUCUGUCCACAACUUCAACUAUCAAUCUCCUGGGCUCCCCAGCCCUCCUUAUGGCCAUAUGGAAACACAUCUCAUUAAUCUCAAACCCCCAAUAUUCAAGAGUUUGGGUGAAUCAUCCUUUGGGAGCCAUCCACCUGACUGUAGUACACCACCUUACGAGGGCCCACUUACUCCACCCCUGAGCAUCAGUGGGAACUUCUCUUUGAAGCAAGAUGGCUCUCCUGACCUGGAUAAAUCCUACAGCUUCAUGCCACAUUACCCCUCCGCAAGUCUAAGCUCAGGGCAUGUGCAUUCAACUCCCUUUCAGGCUGGUACACCCCGCUAUGAUGUUCCCAUAGAUAUGUCCUAUGAUUCCUACCCCCACCAUGGCAUUGGGGCCCAACUUAAUACAAUCUUUACUGAUUAG
Molecule: messenger RNA, 996 nt
Organism: Diceros bicornis minor
Lineage: Eukaryota; Metazoa; Chordata; Mammalia; Perissodactyla; Rhinocerotidae
Gene: NEUROD4
Product: neuronal differentiation 4
Exons: 1
Coding region: 1-996 (331 amino acids)
Biological process (GO): regulation of DNA-templated transcription; nervous system development
Molecular function (GO): protein dimerization activity
Source: RefSeq, a predicted model, not a curated record